Aureobasidium melanogenum CBS 110374 is the source of this 693-nucleotide messenger RNA. Its product is annotated as P-loop containing nucleoside triphosphate hydrolase protein. The transcript has a single exon. Gene Ontology annotation, cellular component: cytoplasm. The coding region runs from base 1 to 693 and encodes 230 amino acids. Gene Ontology annotation, molecular function: kinase activity; ATP binding. Lineage: Eukaryota; Fungi; Ascomycota; Dothideomycetes; Dothideales; Saccotheciaceae. The record is from RefSeq and is a predicted model, not a curated record.
AUGGGUCAUAGCUACUACGAUCUGGCAACACGUGCCCUGGCUUGCUACCAGGCUCUACCAGAACCAGAUUCAACCAGAAAUCAAAGCAAACGCCUCCUCAUAGCGCUCGCCGGCCCGCCAGGGUCAGGCAAAGGACGAAUCGCCUCGAAAGUUGCCAAAAUCGUCAAUCAGAGCGGUGUCUCUUGCUCCGUAAUCUCAAUAGAUGGAUGCUCUCAAGACUCUCACAACGAUACAAGCAGCAUAUUGCCAAAAAGUCCAUCCUGGACCUUUAAAGGAGCAGCGGCCGUCGACCUCGUUCAGCAGAUCCAAAGACAGACGACAGAACCGAACGACAUCAAAUCACCUUACACGAUACACGUGGAGGAUGUGGAGUCUCACAAGUUGAACGUCGCUGGCGACGCCUCCAUAGUCAUUUUCGAGGGUCUCUAUAUGCUUUGCGAAGAUUUGCCUUGGGCGAGGAUCCAGGACAUGGUCAAUGAGCGAUGGUUUGUCGAAGUCGAACCUGAAGUGGGCAGACAACGGGUCGUCAAGCGAUUUCUCGAUACUGGAUUUGAGAAAGACUACGAGGCCGCUUGUACGAGAUAUGACGAGAACGAUGUCUUUAACGCAGAAUUCAUCAAUCGGACGAGUAAAGGAAGAGACGUGACGGUCAAAAGCAAGGACCGGCGAAGUUCCUCGGGAUCAGGCUAUUAG